This is a messenger RNA of Petromyzon marinus (sea lamprey), 2818 nucleotides long. NCBI's taxonomy places the organism in Eukaryota, Metazoa, Chordata, Hyperoartia, Petromyzontiformes, Petromyzontidae. The record is from RefSeq and is a predicted model, not a curated record.
GCGAGCGACGUCGGAACAUCGCCGCCUCCCUCGUCUCCUGCGACGGACGCGACCAUCGCCAGGCAGCCCGGUCGCUAGGGCAACGCGGUCGCCAUGGACACGGAGUCGCAGUUCUCGGGAUACUCCUACAGCUCCGGUGACCGGAACCGGCACAAGCACCGUGGCCGCGAGGGCAGCGGCCGAGGGGACAAGUCUGUGACGAUUCACAUGCCUAGCGGGGGCCAGGCCGCCGAGGCGCUAAUCGACAAGGACGGCAGCAGCCGUCCCGCCGAGGAUGUUAUUCAGGUCGAGAUUUUACCUCAGGAUGACAACUGGGGCGAGACAACCACGGUGGUGACGGGCACGUCGGAGCAGAGCACGUCGCGCGAGGACUUCGCGGCCCUCUUCCGCGAGCCCCCGGCGCCCGAGGGCCGCGGCGGCCGCGCCGGCCGCCACGCCGGCCGCGCCGCCUCGGCCGUCCUGGGGGCCCUGGCCCUGCUGUCGCCCGUCGCCUUCCUCGCCAUCCCGCACGCGCUGUGGCGCGACGAGCUGCAGCCGUGCGGCACCGCCUGCGAGGGCCUCUUCCUGUCGCUCGCCUUCAAGCUGCUGGCGCUCGCCGUGGGCACGUGGGCGCUGUUCGCCCGCGGGCCCCGGCACGCGCUGCCCCGCGUGCGGGCGCUGCGCGCCCUCGUGCUCGCGCUCGGCUUCCUGCUGCUGCUCGCCUUCUGGCUCUUCUUCGGCGCCCGCAUCCUGGCGAGCCGCGACCCCGACUACCGGGGCAUCGCGCAGUACGCGCUCUCGCUCGCCGACUCGCUCCUCUUCCUGCACUACCUGGCGCUUGUGCUGCUCGAGCUGCGCCAGCUGCGGCCCGCGUUCGCCGUCAAGGUGGUGCGAGCGACCGACGGGGAGAGCCGAGUCUACAGCCUCGGGCAGCUCAGCAUACAGAGCGCGAGCGUGUGCGUGCUGGAGAGCUACUACCGCGACUUCUCCGUCUACAACCCCGCGCUGCUCAAGGUGCCCAAGUCGCGCGCCCUCAAGCACCUCACAGGCUUCAAGGUGUACGACGUGGACGGCAACCCGAGCAACAACGUGGCGGGGCAGUCCCGGGCGAUGAUCGCGGCGGCCGCGAGGAGGCGCGACUCGGGCCACAACGAGCUCUACUACGAGGAGAUGGAGAACGAGCGACGCAUGCGCAAGCGGCGCGCGCGGCUGGUGGUGGCGGCGGAGGAGGCGUUCACGCACGUGCGGCGCCUGCAGGAGGAGGAGCAGCGUGCGGGCACGGGCCUCACCAUGGACCCGCAGGAGGCGGCGCAGGCCAUCUUCCCCUCGAUGGCGCGCGCCCUGCAAAAGUAUCUCCGCGCCACCAAGCAGCAGCCCUUCCACAGCAUGGAGGGCAUCCUCAAGCACCUGGCCCACUGCAUCGCGCACGACAUGACGGCACGGGCCUUCCUGGAGAAGUACCUGAGCCCGGGCCCCACGGUGCAGUACGAGCCGGACAAGUGGCUGAGCUCGCAGUGGCGCCUGCUGAGCGCCGAGCCGGUGACGUCUGCGCUGCGCGACGGCACCGCCUUCUCGCUGGCGCGCGCCGACCUCUGCCUCGUGGUGACGGUGUCGCGAGCGCCGCGCUUCACCCUCUCCGAGACCUUCCUCGACCCCAAGUCGCACAAGUUCGUGCUGCGCCUGCAGUCGGAGACCUCCGUGUGAGGCCGGCGUGGCUGGCGCACGGCAGGUGUGGCCGACGACGGGUGGGGGAGGUCACAUGACGGCGGGGGGGCGGGGGGGGGGGGAGAGUGUCUCAUGGGUAAGGCCCGCGGUGUGUGGGACUUGACAAGUUUAUCGGUUGCCACCUUUGUCAGGGUUUGACCUGAGGGUUUGUUUGUAUUUUUCUACUUGCCUGCUUACCUGCCCCCUCCCCCCACCACUGGGGAGAGUCCGGGAGUUUGGCAUUGGUGUUCCUUCCUCGACCCCAAGUUGCACAAGUUUCUGCUGCGCCCGCAGUCGGGAGACUUCCGCGUGAAGCCGGCGCCGCCGCCGCUGCUGUUGCUGCUGUGGUGAUGGCGGUGGCGGUGUUCAAGGGCGGGGGAGGUCACACGGCAGAGGAAGUCGCACGGCGGUGGUGCAGUCGGGGCGGGUGGAGGAGUGUAUUGUGGGUAACGCCGCCGUGUGUUGGGGGACUUGACGAGUGUAUGGGGCUGCCACCUUUGUCUGGGUUUGACCCAUGGGGGUAUUUUUUUUUACUCACCUACCCUCGGGAGAGUCCAGGCGUUGGGCAUCGAUGUUCGUUUGGCAGGAAUUGAUUUGUACCGAGAUCUGGCGGUGGUGGAAUUGUAUCGAACGGUGUCGUCGUAGACUGCACGGUUUCGAUGGUGGACAGAGUGCUUGGUUGAGAAAUACGUCCGGGAGAUUUGUCUUGUUGGGAAGGUUGGCAACCGUUACCCACCCACCCAUUUAGUUCACUCACCCAUUCAACACCCCAUCCACCCACUCCAUUACUCAAACAUUCAGCAACUCACCCACCCACUCAUUAACUCACCCAUUUACCAACCCACCCACCCGACUGGCUCAUUGACUUACAUAUUCACCCACUUAUUCGCCCGCUCACCCACCACUUAACUAGGGUUUGCCACCUUGUCCGUGUCUGACCUCGUAGGUACAGUCUGAGAUAUGCCAUUGAUUUGCGUGGCAGUAAUUGAUUUGUAACCGACAUCUAUCGAGCGAUAUUGCCGUGCUGAACUUCAUUACGGCAAACCUGUGCACGUUUUUUUGACAAUACACCUGGUGCCGAUUAUGAGACGUUAUAUAUACAUCCGGGUUUGGUCUACAGUGUAAAAAAAAAAAA